Messenger RNA from Cynara cardunculus var. scolymus (artichoke), 2563 nucleotides. RefSeq names its product GTPase-activating protein gyp7-like. Gene Ontology annotation, biological process: activation of GTPase activity. Bases 658 to 2316 code for a protein of 552 amino acids. Gene Ontology annotation, molecular function: GTPase activator activity. The transcript has 5 exons. The record is from RefSeq and is a predicted model, not a curated record. Lineage: Eukaryota; Viridiplantae; Streptophyta; Magnoliopsida; Asterales; Asteraceae.
GAUGCAAUCGUCUUCGUCGUCGUCAUCAUCAUCAUCAUUUAUCAUCUUACCAUGAGGAUACUUAAAUAGAUUCGAGUAUUGUGCACUGACAAUUAAUCAAUACAGCAGAAACAACACCCCGCUUUGGGAAAAGGGGCACUUGGGCGUUGAGGGGGGGCCAGGGGUGGUGUUUUAAAGAGGUUAUGGUGUGGAGGAAAUUGGGCCCAACCACCACGAGGAGGAGUAAGGUUGAGAUUCUGAUUUCACUCCUGCCGCUGUUGCUUUUCUCAUUGAUGUUCGACGUCUUCUCCGGUGGUGAUGGUCGUCGGACAGGUUUUGCUUUUGUUCAAGGUGCCGUUGGAAAGAUCGACGGAGGUGCUGGUGCGAUUUUCUGGAUUACCGGCGGUGGUGUUGGUGCUAAUGGUGGAUAUGGCUCCCCAUCUAAUGUCGGAAUAGCUAUCGCCGUGACGGUCAUGGCUGGUAUCGCCGUGGCCGCCACCCUCGUUUACUCUAAUAGGUAAAAAAGAAGAGAACAUUUACAAUUACUUCAAUCAAGCAUCCAAUUCGAAUUAGAUCAAUCAGAACCCUAAAUUCCUAAUUUCAUUCUCUAGGGUCACAUAGGUUAUAGAUAUAGUUAGUAUACAUAUAGAUUUACUAGAAAAAAAAAAGAGAGGAAAGAUGUUGGCCUCACAACAGAAACAACAUGUAUUGAGAGCACUCCGGCGGAGUCACACUUCGUCGCCACAAUCAUCUUCGAAUUCGUCGUCUCCGACAUCGUCAUCCUCGUCGUCAUCGUGGAUUCAUUUGCGAUCAGUUCUAUUAGUCGUUGCUUCCUCGUCAUCAUCCUCACCAAUUUCUACUACUAGGGGUCACCUUCAAUCACCUUGGUCAAGAAGGAGAAGAAAAAAUGCUCUUCAGCCAAAACAAUGGAGAAGUUUAUUUGAUGAAGAUGGAAAACUAUGUGACGGUGGAGUGAAGUUCUUGAAGAAGGCUAGAAGUGGAGUAUGUUAUUACCUUGACGGUGUUCAUCCUAGUAUAAGAGCAGAAGUUUGGCCGUUCCUUCUUGGAGUCUAUGAUCUUAAAAGUUCGAAAGAAGAACGAGAUGCUGUUAAAACUAAGAAUAGGAAAGAAUAUGAGAAGCUUAGGAAACAGUGCCAACAAACUUACAUACGAAUUGAUAAGAGCACACAGAUAAAGGAUAUCUCUAGAAGCAGCAGCAACGAGGACAGCAAAGAUGGAAGUCAAGUCCUAGAUUCUUCUGCUGUAGGCAAUACUGACAGUAGCAGGAAUUCUGUCUCUCCUGAGGCAGAUCGUUCAGCUGGUCAGAAUCAAGCAGAAGAUCCUGGUGGUGAUGGAAGUGAAAUCACUUGCAAAAGUGACACUGGUGCUGAAAGCGAGUCUUCUGAUUCCGACUCUUCCGAAGAAGCUGAUGACAUGCAUCCCUCUCCCACACCUGAAAAAGUCACGGAUGAAACCGAUAUCAACAGACAUCUGAAGGAUGACAGUGACACGGGAGGUAAAAACCCAAUUCCAUACAGGUCUGAAAGUUUCUCUACAUGGCAGCGAAUUAUACGGCUGGACGCCAUCCGUGCAAACGACGAAUGGAUCGUCUACACGCCAUCUCAGGCAGCAGUGUCUUUGAUCAAGGCACAUCGGUCAGCGGAGAGUGUGUGUUUAAAGGAGUACAAUCACCUGGAGGCGUGCAGGAUUUUCCACGCUGCACGUUUAGUUUCAAUUCUUGAGGCAUACGCAUUAUUUGACCCAGAGAUUGGUUACUGCCAAGGAAUGAGCGAUCUACUCUCUCCCAUCAUCUCAGUGGUAGAGGACGACAGUGAAGCCUUCAGGUGCUUUGUGGGUUUCAUGAAGAAAGCACGACAUAAUUUCCGACUGGAUGAAGUGGGGAUAAGGCGGCAGUUAAACAUAGUAUCGAAAAUCAUCAAGGGAAAGGACUCUCAUCUUUACCGGCACCUGGAAGAGCUGCAAGCGGAGGAUUGUUUCUUCGUGUACAGGAUGGUGGUGGUUUUGUUCAGGAGGGAGCUGAACUUUGAACAGACACUCUGCCUAUGGGAAGUGAUGUGGGCAGAUCAAACCGCCAUACGGGCAGGAAUCACGAAAUCCGCUUGGGGGAGGAUGAGAAUGAGAGCCCCGCCAACGGACGACCUGCUGCUGUACGCAAUAGCGGCUUGUGUAUUGCAGAGAAGGAAGCAAAUCAUAGAGAAGUAUAGCAGCAUGGAUGAAAUACUGAGGGAAUGUAAUAGCAUGGCUGGGCAUCUGGAUGUGUGGAAACUGCUGGAUGAUGCACAUGACUUGGUGGUAACUCUCCAUGACAAGAUUUAGGAGUUGAUUAUCAUGAGGUGCUUUUUUUAAAAUUUGUUUCUUUUGGGUCCGAUCCAUUCACCGCGUCGUCGCGUCUGCUGCUGGUUUAGUAUGUUGAGUGAGGGGAUGUUUAUGUUGAUUUUCGAUAUUGCAUCUGUAUCUCGUUUCAAAUAAGUUACGGAUAUUUUUGCCCGCACUCAUCCCGGGUGAUGGUGGCUUUUUCCUAAAACUAAUCCUUUAUAAACAAGCUUUUCGUUGCCCUCUUCAA